UCUGACUUUGACGGCCAGGCAUGGAAGACAUCAGAUUGCCUUCGGGUGAUUCCCGAGCUGCUUGAAGAGUAUCCAGCAGUGACUAUUGUGAUCGACGCACUUGCCGAGGUUCAUAAUGGAGACAGACAGGACCUAAUGAGUGCACUGGCUAAGCUUUUGCGAUCAACGGAUACACUACUCAAAGUAUUCAUAUCUAGUCGGAAUAACUUGGACAUUGCA
This is a messenger RNA of Truncatella angustata, 219 nucleotides long. RefSeq lists its product as uncharacterized. The transcript has a single exon. NCBI's taxonomy places the organism in Eukaryota, Fungi, Ascomycota, Sordariomycetes, Amphisphaeriales, Sporocadaceae. The record is from RefSeq and is a predicted model, not a curated record. The annotation marks the transcript as partial.